UGUUAAAUAUAUUACAUCAAAAUCUCGUACCCAUGCUAGACAAGCGCCCGGUCAAAGAUUGUAAAAACCUGAGCUGAUCUAAUUGUGAGUCUCGGAGUGGCCUUUGAAUAAGUGAGUGUCUGGUGAAUUUUAUAGCUGCGGAAGCAUGACGACAAAAUAAACCUUUGGGUUCUUUUUCUCCACUCCGCAGAAACUGAAACAUGAAGUAGACCAGUGAUCCCGCAACGUGGUUAGCUAAGUUUCUGUUCGUGUUCGUUUCGCUACGUGGUGUCAAUGGACUGUCAAUCACAAUUCAAAGUAAUUUAAGCUAGUUGAGGUCAUCAUCAAGUGCAAUGAGGCAGGUGAUGAUUUUUAGUUGUCUAAGUCGUCUAAAAUCGCCUAAAAUUGUCACAAUUUCCCUGCCAAAAAUGACCAUAAAUCGAAAUAACAGCGAUAAUUUGGUCCCAGAGGAUAGGCCUAAACUUCGUACAAACACAUCGACAAACCUACAAUUCCCUCAGUACCACACAAGCUAAGGGGAAAAGGCAGUUGCUGACUCUCCCAACACUGAAUCAACUCUAUGGCCUUCAAUGCACAUCUAGGGAUUUAGAUUCUUUUAAAUUUAUUCAGUUUCGCUGUAUGUCAAAAUGGUUUGUUUGUGGUUAAUGCAAUGGGGGCCCUUCUGCAAAUCUCCUGGCGGUAACGUGUAGAGUUUUGAGGUAACUGUGGACCUUGUAAGAAUCAUUUGUGCGUAUAAGAUAAAGUGUACAAUAUAAAUUCAGAAAAAAAUAUUUUGAAGGUUGAUUUAACAGGUAUUUCCGGCAAGCCUUCAAACACAAAACCGACAAUGUUUCCUAGAUUGAAUUAAUUACCUGCCUUCGUGUUCGUAUGCACGAGCAAACAAACUGCACCAAGUUGAUUAGUAGCUGACGGACUACGUAAGUCUGUGAAGCUCUUUCGAUAUUCUUAUUGGUUGCUGAAAGAUAUAUUUUGAACUUGGCAAUCGAAUAUUUGUCACCUGGGAAAGCGUAAGAGGACAGUUAGUUGUAUCAAAGGGGCAGCCACAAACUUUGGCGUAUAUCCAAUGAACAAUUCGUUAAAUCCACAUCAGUCUACAAACCGAAAAGAAAAGGAAACGCUAGGAAGCAAGGGGCAGCAAGCAAACUAAGGGGGAUUCUAACUACAGUGCGCAGGCAGACCAUCAGCUGGGCCAAACAAGGAAAAGGUCUGCACCAAAAACACUUGCACAAGCCCAGCUCGAAGUUAAUAUGAGACGAACUACGAUGGUGGGUUUGAUAUGUUUACUCGUGAUAUUGAUCACAACAAGCUCGUCUAAACAGUGCAGCAAACCUGUACGCUCCGUAAAAGGAAGUUACCUGACUGGUCACGUGAUAUCGAACGGAAGCACAGAUAGUUUAGGAGACUGUUUGGUCGAAUGUACCGCUGACCCGCGGUGUAAGAGCAUCAAUUUCCGCUUUGAAGACUUGCUCUGUGAACUGAACGACGCUGAUAGAUACACUCACCCGUGGGAUUAUGGAUCUAAAGAAGGACAUGGGUACAGUGAUUAUCCUUAUAAGGAGAUAUAUAAAGAGUUUUACAUGACGCCUCUGUGGCUUCAGACACACGCCUCUUUCGUCAAUGUCUAUCAUAUCACAUCCGCUGACCAGAUAACAUUCAACGCAGGCUUGACAAAAGACGCGGCUCUUUUAAAAGUUUCCUUGGUGGAAGCUGGUGUCUUGCUAGAUGCAGCUCCGCUGACCGUUAAAAUAACAGUAGCCAAUGACGCCAGCAUUGGGCAAAUAUUUGACAGCGAUAUCAUAUAUGGUGUAUCGGACGGAAUCAAUUUCAUUGGAUUUGAAGCACCAGACAGAGGAAAUUAUGCCAAAAACUACCCCUGCUAUGGAAUUGAAGCCACGCCUGGGGAAACUCUGACAAAAAAGACAAGUUUUAAUAAGGUAACUCCUAAUGAAGUCGCAAGCUUUUACCCUGAUCAGUUUGUCUUCACUCUCAAGCUGGACAAGCCAUGGGGCUCGUGUUUUACUACGCAUGGCGGAGGCUUCCUGAAGACAGCCGAGUUCACGAAACGAUUGAUGCCUAGCUUUGGUCUCACUCUGGAGGUUUAUAAAAUCAAUCGUGGAGAAAGAGUUGGCAUCAAGUCUAUUGAGGUCACUAUUCGAAAAACUGGCGACUACUAAUUACAUUGUGGAAUGUUGUAAAAAUCAGUCCGUUUCUUUUACCUUAAUUUUUAAAGUAAUUUUUAAACGAUGUCUGCAAUUUUGCUAAGUGAUUUGUGCUGUGGCACUUUUAACGCAUGCCCCUAGUGAUUAUGCAAUGUUUUCAAAUAAAGUUUAUUCAACAUUCUGCAGGUAUGCGGCAUAAGCUAUGGAUCCUGUUCAAGGUGCUUUGGACCCAUUUAGCCGAUAUUUGUUAAAUCCCACAACGCGAUGGAUUUGUUCAUGUCAGAUAUUCAUACAAAACACCCUGUUAGAUCGCUCUGCGUCCUUUCCUUUUCUCCUCACCCCCAUGCCUCCUCCCCACAAGUAGCCGUGUGUAACUCAUUGAUCCUGGGUAGAACCAUCAUCUUCAUUUUGGGGUCAGUUUCAGUAACAUGCAAUGUGAUAACUGUUACUUUUAACCUUCGCGGACACUCAUAAAACACACAACUUGCUGAGGUUAGGUAUGGUUUCCUUGCAUCGAGUCAGCCGACACAUUAUGAACUAGUCAAUAGACUUUAAGGAGGGCGGCUCUUUGUUUUGGCGCAGAAGUAAUUACAUGGAAGUGGCUGAAGCACAAAGUUUCAUCUUCCUAUCGAAUCAAUCAUUUUAGGCAUGCGCGUAAAACUGCACUCCGCAUGCAGAAACUGAAACGCAAAGUAAACCCAAGUUCUCGAAACGGUUGCCUAAAUUUCUGUUUGUGCAGAAACGGAAAAAAGAAAUGCUUUUUUCAACCUGUAUAAGCUUCAACUUGAAAUAUUUUUAAAUAUGUAUCCAAUAAGAAGAUUGAACCAUUGGGAAAUAACGUUUUAGAGAAACAAAGAAACGCAAGUCUUUACACCUACGCGGGAGCAGCCAAGAUAAGUUGGUUACGUUGUUGUCUACGAAUUGAAAGUUGGUUGGAUUAUUCCCGGGAUUAUUAAAUUCAGCGUUACAAUGUGUACAUAACCUUACAACGAUUGUAAAAAUAUGAGCCAAAAAGAGUCUGGAAACUCAGUUAAAAGUCCAAGAAGCAACCUAAUGACAUCACGAGCAGUGGUUGUGUUCAUGUUAGCAAGCUCGAGCUUUGUUAAAGACAAACAAAAGAAAUGAAUAAAUGUGGUCAUUGAAUUUCCUUCGUUUGUGCCCUUGAAGCCUCGCUGCAAAGCUGAAUUUUAUCAUAGCAAAAAUGGUCUAUUCACUCUAUGAAAUAUGCCUGCAGGGAAUCAUGGUAACUGUAUU
This is a messenger RNA of Orbicella faveolata, 3413 nucleotides long. RefSeq lists its product as uncharacterized. NCBI's taxonomy places the organism in Eukaryota, Metazoa, Cnidaria, Anthozoa, Scleractinia, Merulinidae. The record is from RefSeq and is a predicted model, not a curated record.